This is a messenger RNA of Cherax quadricarinatus, 3018 nucleotides long. Lineage: Eukaryota; Metazoa; Arthropoda; Malacostraca; Decapoda; Parastacidae. The record is from RefSeq and is a predicted model, not a curated record.
UCUUUCUUCAUCUGAGAUUGCAGACUCAAGGCACAAGUUAUCCUCAACAAGAUGCCCAUGGAACGGCCCUCUAAGCACUUCGUAGUGCUCCCAUGUGGUAAUGUUGCCACGAAUACUCGCCGGGCACUUGCUAACCAUAAACACAUCUAUCGAAGAACUCACCAUGAAACGCAGCCCCACACCCCUAACUUCCACAGACGGCAUCUACACCAUCCCCUGUGGAUUCUGUCCCAAGAAAUAUGUAGGCGAAACAGGCAGAGAUCUUGCGGUUUGCCAGACUUUAUAUGCCAAGAGUUCUAAUGAUUGUGCAAGAUGGUGGUGGAAAUGGAGAGACAGAGAGAGAUGGCAGUGUCCAACAGAAAAGCUACACUGGUCUGCCUGUCUGCUGGAGCCUCACAUGACACACUGUCUUACCCAUGCUACAUAUCUACCUACACCUUUGCUUUUAUUUAGUUCAGAAAUGAUUGUUAAGGACCAUGUCGAAGAGUAUGCUCAUCUCAUCACUGGUGAUUUCUCAGGCAAACAGAGUUCUGGCGGUAUUGAGGCUGAUAACACAAGCUACAAUGGUCAACUUUCUUCAGCACCUUCACUGGUAAAGAAAAUCCAUCUAACCAGCAUUAACAAAUUGCCACAAAUUCUGUUCGACUACAUUACUCCACAACUGUUUUUACCUUCUACAUCAGUUCAUGUUGCAAGUCUGUCUAAUAAAAAUUUAGAACUAGUUGGUCCUGGCAAGUUUCACCACUACCAAAGCAAUUCACCUGCUGCCAAGAGGCAAGAAGGAAUACAGACCACCUGUUUGUAUAGUUGCCACUGCACUAAAUCUUAUUUCCCAAAGACAUUAGAAACUGAUCGUUUACAUAUUUCCAACUACAGCUCAACAAACUAUUUUUCAAAGAAAAGAACACAAUUCCUGAAAAAAUCUAGCAGUCCAUUGCUCGAGAUCAAAAUGGAAACGAGUAUUUUAUUUACCUUGUCUCAAAGCAAAAAAAUGAAACUGUUAAUGUCAUCUUUUGCAGAUUUUCCAUGUAAAGUGAUUAGUAAAACACACACAAGUAAUAAGGAAUCCAUCUUGGGAAGACAAUCUAAUGAAAUAUUUUGUACUGACACACUUCAUCAAAUUACUGAAGUAGAAUCAAAAACCAAGGAAAACAAUAUGGAGAAAAAUAUAUUAUCUUACAUAAAAGGAAAACAGAAAGCUCUAAAUAUAAAGUUAAUAAAUAUCUUUAGGAAUAAAACAAACUUAGACCAAAAGAUAAAGCCCUUUCCUAAAAAUUUUCACUUUAACAACAUUGUAUAUGCUACUCCCCCCAUAAAUAUGGAAGUUUUAGAAUUCAAAACUGUAAACCUAAAAGUCAGUAUAGACUCAGUUUUGAAUACAAAGCAUAAUCGAGAUGAGCACUGUAGUACAUGUGGGACUGCAGGUAACUUGAUUAGCUCCGGUGAACAACUUGAGAUUUUCACCACUUAUACAAGUCUUGAUUUCCCAGAACCCUUCACCAGAAGUAUAUCAUUACAUUGCUUACUUGGUGAGAAGUGCAUUAAGAAAUUAACUGAUUAUUUCCUGAGUACUAAUGAAGCAAAAGUGUCUGUUGCUUCAACUAAUCCACCAGAUGUAAUUCCUGAACCUAGAACAAAGUUCUCGGGUGCAAAUAGAUUCAAAUAUAAUACCUUGGAGAAUGAGCUGUUUAUAUCUCUGUAUAUAGACCACAAUAGUGUGUGGGCCACACAUCAAAUAUUAAGCAGUGCUUCUCCAUCACAUUUCCCCGAACCAAAAACAUAUUUCCCCAAGGUGGAUGCACAGUUAUAUGAUACUAAAGCUCCAGAAUCAGUGACACUUGAAAGUAGCUUAAGGAGCUUCCCAGAUGCCACACUUAGUAAUACUGAAAUACAUGCCCCAAUGACUACCAGCUGGCAACACUUGACAUGUAUAUAAAGUGACAGGUAUGAUAUUCUAGUCAGAAUUAUUUCUAGUCUUAAAAUAUUGAAUAUGUACAAUUUAUGGUGAUAAAAAAAUACUUUCAGCCAAGAAACUUUUUAUUAACAUGAUGUUUCACCCACUGGGAGCUUUAUCACAUGCUGUAUGUGGAAUAUAUAAAAACAAUGGUAUAUAAAGCAUAUGGCGGUGGUGAGGGACUGCCAGGCCAACAAAGUAAGUGCAAUAUACCACAAUUUGGCCCAUCCACUUCACCUUACCACCUGGCAUCACGGCUUUGCCUGACCUGUUCUGGCAGCACAGGACCUGACCCAGCAUCUGAACUCCCCCUUCCCAUAGGCUUAUAUACCACAUUUUAUGUGGGUGAAACACUGCAUCGAUAAGAGUGAAAGUGAUUUUUACCACCAUUAUGUCGCUCAUAGACAUUUGUUUAUGUGUAAAUUUUAUAAUGUUGAAUAUGAAGUUUGUCAAUUUUCAAAGUUUAAUUUCAUCUUUUGGAGUACUAAUUAAUCUUAUCCUAAAUAUAUUCUAAACAAAUUACUAGAGUAAACAACAUGGUAGCUUAAUAUUAAUUAUCUGAAACAACCUAUUAUCAGGAUUUGGUUGCAAAUGUAUCAUGUGAAACACUCUUAAUGUUGAACAAGAAAGUUACAUCCAGCCACCAAAUGGUAUCCUGCUUUACAGUGGAACCUCGGUACACGACCAGCUCCCUGCUCGAACAAAGCUCAGCACUCGACCAAACAAAUACGACCUGCCAGAGCUUUGUUGAUAACUAUUUCGUGUUUCUUCGCACUUUUUGGUGUUUUUUGUAUUGUAUUUGUAUAAAUAAGUCACCAUGGGGCCUAUGACAAUUAGUGAUAACAGCCAACCAAAUAGAAAAUUGGUUGGGAAGAACUUGUUCAAUACUCAAAUGGAGCGACACUCAAACAGCUUUCUGGAAUGAAUUAAGGUUGCAUACCGAGGUUCCAUUGUAUUUUGGUGUGCCUUCAAUAUUUAAGAGUUUAAGCUAGGAUUUUUUUGGAGUAUAGUAUAUCAAUGAAAAUUUAAUAAAUUUUAAAAUGAAGGACAAACACUUUCACAAC